This is a messenger RNA of Haliotis rufescens (red abalone), 1299 nucleotides long. RefSeq names its product ankyrin repeat domain-containing protein 1-like. The record is from RefSeq and is a predicted model, not a curated record. The transcript has a single exon. Gene Ontology annotation, molecular function: protein binding. NCBI's taxonomy places the organism in Eukaryota, Metazoa, Mollusca, Gastropoda, Lepetellida, Haliotidae. Bases 1 to 1299 code for a protein of 432 amino acids.
AUGGAAAGACUUUUCAAAUUAGAAUAUAGGGAAGUACUUUUAAAUGACCGCCAGAGACUGCGUCUGAUGGAGGAACUCGUGUACAGUAGGGACACUGACGGUAUACGCGAUCUGCUGAAGGAUAAGCACGUGAAGCCAGAGUUCUUCAAUAAUUCUUAUCAUGUUGUCGCAAGUGCAGCCGAACGCGGCUACUUGGACGUCGUAAAAACCCUGCGCUCUGUUGGGUUCAGUGUUGAUAAUAAAAACUAUUUCGAUCGUCACAAAUCACCAAUACGCAUGGCGUGUAGAGCUGGUCACGUGGACAUAGUCAAGUUCCUCGUGGAAGACUGUGGUGUAAGUAUGGAGAGCGACGACUAUACUUCACCGCCAGUAGAGGACGCUGUGGUCCGAGGUAGACUUGAAAUUGUGAAAUAUUUUGUUGAAAGUGGAAUUUCCAUUGAGGAUGUUAUUAGAAGAGCCACGUCAUUAUUACAUAAAACGGUUCGUUAUGAACACGCUUCUAUUUGCCAUUAUCUUCUAUCUAAGGGUGCCAGUGCCAACCACCGCGACAGAUACACUGAAGACCAAACACCACUGUUUGACGCUGUGUGUUCAAAAAAGGACGUCUUUGCGCGAAAUCUGAUAAAUGCUGGAGCCGAUGUGAAUUAUAGAAACCGAUUAGGCCAAACGCCCAUGUUCCAAGUGUUGACGUAUGGACCAUACGAACUUUAUGGAUGUCCGCCCCUGUCUGAGACCGUGCAGCAGCUUGACAUGGUGAAACUGUUAGCUUCGUUCGGUGCUGAUCCAGACAUUCAAGACGUGCGUCAAAGAUACCCUCUUGCCACUGCAAUUCACAAGGAUUUCUACAACAUCGCCCGGUAUCUGUUGGUUGAACUGAACGCCCAACUCUUGAUAAAGAAGAUAAAAGGUAUGCCAAUUCUCAUACCACAUGCAGAAGGCAAAACUAUUUUUUACGAAGCUCUGGAGAAAGGACGAUAUGACAUGGUGGAUUUAAUGGUGGGUGUGGGGUACAGCCCUGUCAGGGAAGUCCAUGCGUUCAAGGACAACGGGCGGAAGUCCGAGUGUUUCAGACGGCCGAAGUUAGAAGAGUUGAGGUACAUUGUAUGCAACCCUCGGCGUCUGGAGACGCUGUGCACCUUCACCAUCCGCCAGACGCUGGGGAGGAGAGUCGCGGGGGCUGUCACUUGUCUACCUCUGCCGGAGAGGAUGAAGAACAUACUUAUGCUUAGACACAUUAAAGAAAGGAACAAUGAUGUUUGUCACCAAGACACACUUGUGCGGCAUGACACAGAUCUGUGA